GGGAGGUUUGUUUCAUUUUCAAUUCUCUUCUGUCUGGGAGUUUCUGCUGCCACUGAAGCAAGAUGGCAGAAGUGAAUAUUUCAGUGCUAAAGGAUUGUUUUCUCUGCUCUGUCUGUAAGGAGAUUAUGAAGAAUCCCGUCUCCCUUAUCUGUGGGCACAAUUUCUGCUCGAGGUGUCUUAAAAAAGUUCCUGGUUGGUAUGGAGGGUACACAUGCACUCUGUGCAAAGAAAGAUUCUCUUCAGGGCCUGCUGUUAACAUAAACACAUUGCUGGCAGAAAUCAUAGAGAAAGUGAAGAAGGAAGAGCUGAGUUAUACGACUUUGAUGAGUUACACAGGAUCUGAGGUCGUGCCCUGCGACGUAUGCACAGGGGGAAAUGUGAAAGCUCUGAAGACCUGCCUGACGUGCCUGGCCUCUUACUGUGAGACUCACAUUCAGCCCCACAGAGAGUCUGCAGCACUGAGGAGACACAAACUGGAGCAGCCAAUAGGAAACAUCCAUCAGAAGCUCUGCCCACAGCACCUCCGACUGCUGGAAUUCUUUUGCCGGAAAGAUCAGAGGUGCAUCUGCUCUGAGUGUGUGUUAACUGAGCACAAAGGCCAUGAACUGGUCAGGCCUGAACUGGAAAGCUCUGAGAAGAAGAAAGAGGUUAAGGUGACAAUAGACAAGAUUAAACAAGGAAUCUACAAGAAAGAGAAACAGAUGAUGGACACACGAGUUGCUGUGGAGAAAUUGCAGAGGGACACAGCAAAUGGAGUGAGGGAAUAUGAGGAUAUUUUCAGAUUUCUGUCUUCAGAGGUAACUAAGCUGAUCAGAGAUAAUGAGAAGAAUCAAGUGAGGAAAGGUGAUGAGCUCAUGAAGCAACUAGAGAAGGAGAUCGAGGAGCUGAAGAGGGAAGGCACUGAGCUGGCAGAACUCUCACAAGUUGUGGACCACAUCCACUUCCUUCAGAAGCUCUCAUCUGUGGCUCUCCCUAAUGAAGAUGAAAAUACAGCUACAGUUGUCGGAGACUUGCUGCCUGAGCCUUUGAGGAAGAGCCUGUCUGAUGUGAUAAAAUAUAUGGAAGAAUACAGUGGCUGGGGGAUUCCAAAACCUAAAGGGCUUCUUGAACAAUCUACAAAAGCGACGAGCAGAAGUGAACCACUGAAUGAACCUGCUAAGUUUGUCCAAAAAAAUUCCUUGCCGGAUCAAAGCUUAGAGAUUAAGAACACGACAGCCAUGCCAGAUCCUGAUCCAAAAAGUUCAAGUGGUGUAAGGUCGCUCUUCUCAUCAGGUGGAAGUACACCAUCGAAAACAUCUGUUGUUAACAUUGAAGUUGAUGGGACAGAGAGAACCCUCGGUGCCGGUGAAGCUUUCUUAGGAAAACUUACUGAGAAACUGAGGAGAAAUCAAACUCAACUGAACACAAGCAAACUUACCAACAGCACUGACACGCUAGUGCUGGUCUUCUGUCCAGUAGCUUCGCGAAUAUUAACAGACAUUAAUGGGGCACUUCAGUCCAUUUUAUCAAAGAAGAACGUCAUUUUGGUUGUCAUGCAUCACACUCACAAACCUGGCCACACAGUGACCGAAAGCAAAAGGCUGGUUCAACAGAGCAAUGUGAUGGAAACAGUUGACUGUCUUUUCUACGAAAACCAAGGCUUACUCGAUUGUUCAUUAAAUAGUGAAUCGUUAGAAAAGGUUGCUAAUAUACUUGGGGGUUCACUUCAAAUGCAACAUUAAUAAAGGCAUGUAUCCCACCAGAGACAGGAUGCUGGUUCUAAAUCACACAAGCCUUAUAAUGAGCAGGGAUUUGCUUUGAUUAAAAGGUAACAAUCAUGAUUUUCUAUUCUUUUAACGGUGAAAAGUACUUACAUAAAUAAGAGUUUUAAAAAUAUCAUGGCGUGAACUGCUGCAGCAGUUUUGCAGUCUAGUGGUAUCACUUGUCUAGUAUUGUACAGUACAAUCACCACAUUGAUUCUUGGGCUCUGAGCUUUUCCACCAGCUCAAUACAAGACCAGUAACUUUGCCGAUUCAUAUUUUUCUGUUGAUUUAUGUGAAAAUGGCUACAUUGUUUUAUGCUGUAUUUUUUUCAGAGCUCUCAAGUGAGAGUAUUUUUGUUAUUAAAUGAAAAAAAAUGUAACUGCCCCCCAUUAGUAACUGUGUCACUUCAUUUAAUUACAUGAUUGUAUGUAAAUGCAGAGGUUUAUAAUCUAAUCUAAUCUACGGUGAAUCUAGGAAGUGUAUCCUAGUAUCUAAAAGUUUCUCUCUUAGAGAACUUUAAUGACUGAGCUGCCAAUUUUUAAUUUAAGUUAACUACCCAAUAUUAUUUAAUAUUUUUUUCUGAUGAGCAAUCAAAUAUGUUAUGUUAUCAAACUGUAAUUAAGGAAAUGAAGCUCUAGUUUCCUAAUAGUAUUAUAUCUUUCUUUUUAAAAACAAAAGUGAAAUGGAUAGUCUGUUUAUUUAUUCUGUACAUUGUUCAUCUUAAUCAUCUCCCUACAAUCCAGUAUUAGCUUAUUAUGGAGACACAGUGGUAAUGUUGCAGUAAGAAAGCAGUUCUUUAUAAAUGUGUGAUUCAAUACCACUGUGCCCCCUAAUAAGUUAUCCAUUGAUUAAACUAUAAAAUGAAAGGAUGGAUGGAUAAGAAGCUGAAUACAGAUGAGAUUUAUUGGUCAUAGCCUCCCUGCUGUAAGCCAAUCACAGGGGCAGGAGGGAUCUUAAAGCCUGCUGUGCCUCACACAGCCAAUCACAUGCAUGCUGAGAGUCUUUGUCUAAUGGGAAUCCUUCGACUUUGGACACUUCUCAGCUUAGCACGAGUACAAAAGAACAUGUUGCUAUAAUGAGGUGGAUGUGGAUGCAAAGGAGCAUACUUUUAACAGGUACACUCCAAGAUUUUAAAACUUAAAAAGUUAACUAAAAGACUAACUUGUAAAGCGGUACAAUGGUAAUGUGCUAAGAGACCUAUCCCUGUUUAUUUUAAGUGUCUGUUUCAUGGUAUCACUUUAAUUGUUUGACUGUUUUACAGCAGCAAUCAAUUAUUUUGCAGACUGUUUAUGUUUUCUGUGUCUCUGUAUGCUUAUUGAUCAGAUUCCCAGUACACAGUAAGAGGGAAAGUUUUAAUGGCUCAAUAAAAUACUCAUUAUUUA
Messenger RNA from Erpetoichthys calabaricus (reedfish), 3124 nucleotides. Its product is annotated as E3 ubiquitin/ISG15 ligase TRIM25-like. Gene Ontology annotation, molecular function: zinc ion binding. The record is from RefSeq and is a predicted model, not a curated record. The transcript has 9 exons. Bases 63 to 1721 code for a protein of 552 amino acids. NCBI's taxonomy places the organism in Eukaryota, Metazoa, Chordata, Cladistia, Polypteriformes, Polypteridae.